Molecule: messenger RNA, 1521 nt
Organism: Neoarthrinium moseri
Lineage: Eukaryota; Fungi; Ascomycota; Sordariomycetes; Amphisphaeriales; Apiosporaceae
Exons: 4
Coding region: 1-1521 (506 amino acids)
Source: RefSeq, a predicted model, not a curated record
AUGGAAAACGCAAGCGACAUGGAGAGCACUGGAAACCCAGCGUCCGACGCCUUGACAGCCGCACAUGCGGCAGCCAUCCCAAGCCAGACUUCUCAUCUGCACGCAUCAUUCUACUCUGAAUACUUGGUGCAACUAUCCAGGAGUGGUGGGAGCGAAGAUUUGGUUGAGCUUCUCUUGCUGCGCUUUGUCAGAUCUGGAGAUUUUAUUGCAGGCAUGCUUCAUGAGGAUGUUCUUGUAAAAAAGUGGGUAGCACUCAGAUCUCAACCCUACCAGGCAACAUUCGAAUCUAUGGCCCUCAUCUAUGGUUGCAUAACCGUGGCCUUGAUCCACUGCGACUUCCUCCAAGAAACAGGACCGGGAGGUGUCGAGCCGAGCAGAGACAACAUUCAGAGCUCCCUGAAUCAUUGCCGGGAAUGCCUACACCACUCCAUUUCGGACACCCCUGGCGAUGAUAAGGUGGAAGCAAAGAUCUUGUAUUGUGCGGCAAUACUCUACUACGAGCAUAACCUGGGCAGAGCCUUUGCCGCACUCGGCGAGGCUUCAGCCUUAGCCGAAGCCUCAGGCUACCGAGAUAGCCCAUAUCCCAACACAUAUGCUGGCCAAAUGCGAGCAAGAGCCUGUGGCGUCCUGGACGUCUUGCAUUAUUAUGCAGCUUUCUAUCUCGGUAGAAGCCAGACCCCGUCUCUGCAUUCAUUCCAAGGAUCCACGGCUAUUCUCAACAUUAACAAUAGUCACUCCACUGAGUCAACGCUGUCACUCUAUUCCCCGCAGCCACUUGAGCAGUGGACACCAGCGCUUCCAAUCAUUCUCCUCUGCCGAUUAGCCAGAAUAUCUACCACUGUUGGGCUAGGGAUCUUUAAAGGUGCAUCUGUAACACGGCAACUUCUCAUGGACUUUGAAGCCCAGAUCGAGGAUGUGUACCAGAAGAUUCCGGAGACGAUCGUCGGCGAUCAACUCAAAGCCACGUCCGUAUCUAUGAUGGCGCGCAUAGUAUACUCUGGCGCGAUACUGGUCCUGUACAGGAGGUGCAUUUUAGCCGCCGCCGACAUCGUAUAUAUCCAAGGCAAAUUUGUAGAAAACCUGCAAAGCGAAAAUCGAUGGGCUCUGAGCCCGCUUGUUUCAUACGAUUUCCUUUUGGCUACGACGGUGCUCUGCUUGGAGUUUUCGUUUCUGCUCAGCAGUCCCAGCAUCGUCGAAGAUGGUGAUCGGGCUAGACUUGUGGUAAUAGAGCCGGCAGCCCUCGAAGAGCGGCUUAGGAUCUGUCAGGCCUUUUGGGAUCUUCGGGGUUCGAGCCAGAUACCGACGGCAGCCACUCGGGUUCUUACAUGGGUGAACGGACUUCUGAUGAAGUAUGGAUAUGCAAAACUUGGCCUUCUCUGUGUCACGCCAGAAAAUACCGAUAUUUUUUCGAUGGACGCAUUGUGGUCGAUUGACAAUGCACGGAUGGACCCCAGCGAGGUUUCUGCCGUAUCUUCGGACAAUCAGGAUUUUCACAAUGUUUUCGGGUCUUGGACAUGUUAG